UUAUCCAGAAGAUAUCCGCAUUAUCCUCUUGGAAUUGUUCUCACAAGUCACAUUAUCUGAAAUUAUCCCUUUAACUCUGAAAACACAUACACCAUGGCACCCGCUGAAACUAGCGCUCCUCGCGGUGGUGUCGGCACCCAAGCGACGCCAGCCACCAACUCAGGCAGUGGCUCUGGUCUGGGCGACUCCGGGUACCCCAAAGGCAGCGGUCCUACUACCGGCCAAUUCACCACACUGACCAACCAAAAGGGCACUGCAAGAGAUAGCGACGAGUCCUUUGAGAAGCCUGCCAACCCUAGCGAGGACCGCAGCUUCAUGGCCCAUAAGCCCGGGCAUCCCGAGACGCUACCGGGAUGGGACAAGCUGAAGGAUGUAAUGGGAUAUACCAGUUGAUUGGACUUUUAAUAACGAGCUACGCUAUCUGUAUUAUUAUGGCUACGAUUGGUGUUAUGAAUUGGGAUUGAAAUAAUGUACAAUAACGACCGGUGAUGAUGACGUCAAAGUUACGAUUGUAAUGGCACUUUCCUAUUUCGAUCGCACCAAGCCCUAUUCUGAACCAGGAAUGCCUCCACAUUGGAGGGCUUGUGUAUGGCCAAUGACAAUGUAUGGUCACACCUUGUCCGCCCUCGCCCAUGCUCCGUGC
Molecule: messenger RNA, 643 nt
Organism: Aspergillus ruber CBS 135680
Lineage: Eukaryota; Fungi; Ascomycota; Eurotiomycetes; Eurotiales; Aspergillaceae
Exons: 2
Coding region: 94-393 (99 amino acids)
Source: RefSeq, a predicted model, not a curated record